This is a messenger RNA of Lethenteron reissneri (Far Eastern brook lamprey), 1109 nucleotides long. Its product is annotated as arginine--tRNA ligase, cytoplasmic-like. Gene Ontology annotation, biological process: arginyl-tRNA aminoacylation. The record is from RefSeq and is a predicted model, not a curated record. Gene Ontology annotation, molecular function: ATP binding; arginine-tRNA ligase activity. NCBI's taxonomy places the organism in Eukaryota, Metazoa, Chordata, Hyperoartia, Petromyzontiformes, Petromyzontidae. Gene Ontology annotation, cellular component: cytoplasm.
UCCUUUUUACAGUACACGUGGGGGUGUCGGUCCAGGCGCAGAGUUCCGACGUUUCGCUUCCUCCUCCUCGACCUCGACUCGACUCAGUCGCGAUGGCAGAAGCCGUAGACCGGAUCAAGCACCGCUUACAGCAGCAGGAUCUGGAGAUCAGCCGUCUCUCGGCCGAGGUGUCGUCCCUGCGUGGCGCCGUGGUGGACGCCGGCGGCACCACCGAGUCCUCCCCAGCUCCUCCCGGGGUGGAGCGUCUCCUCGAGGAGAACGGGAAGCUGCAGUAUCGCCUCCGCCACCUCAAGCGGUGUCUGAGUGACGAGGUGACAAAGCAACGGCCUCAGCCAACCUCCACCUCCUCCACCCCCGCCACCGGUCCCCACGGCGACCGCGAGGGUCUCCACGGCGACCGCGAGGCUCCCCACGGGGACCGCGACGGCGGCGACGGGGCCGACGUGGACGGGGGGAUGGUGAACAUCGCCGCCCGACUCGCCGCGGCGUUCGCCAGCGCCGUGAGCGCCGCCUUCCCCGGCCUCGCCGUGCCUCCCGUGGCCAUCGCUCCCUCGAAGCCGCAGCAGCAGCAGCAGAAGCAGCAGCAGCAGCAGGAGCAGCAGCAGGAGCAGCGCCUCGCCGAUUACCAGUGCAACAGCGCCAUGGCAAUCGCGCAGCUGCUGAAGGCUAAAGGUCAGAAGGUCAGCCCCAAGGACGUGGGGGCGGCCAUUGUGAGUCACCUCCCGGCCAGCGACCUCGUGGAGCACGUGGAGGUCGUGGGCCCAGGCUUCAUCAACGUGUACCUGGACACGGCGUUCCUCGCGCGCCAACUCACACGCCUCCUCCUGCACGGAGUGAGCCCCCCCAACACCGGAGCCCGCAAGAAGGUCGUCAUCGACUUCUCCUCCCCGAACGUGGCCAAGGAGAUGCACGUGGGCCACCUCCGCUCCACCAUCAUCGGGGACAGCACCAGCCGCCUGUACGAGUUCCUGGGGCACGACGUCGUGCGGCUGAACCACAUUGGUGACUGGGGCACGCAGUUCGGGAUGCUGAUUGCCCACCUGGUGGAUCGCUUCCCCAACUACACGGAGCAGCCGCCACCCAUCGCAGAUCUGCAGGCCUUCUACAAG